Molecule: messenger RNA, 3128 nt
Organism: Strigops habroptila (Kakapo)
Lineage: Eukaryota; Metazoa; Chordata; Aves; Psittaciformes; Psittacidae
Gene: NOC4L
Product: nucleolar complex associated 4 homolog
Exons: 15
Coding region: 12-1544 (510 amino acids)
Biological process (GO): ribosome biogenesis
Cellular component (GO): nucleolus; Noc4p-Nop14p complex; small-subunit processome
Source: RefSeq, a predicted model, not a curated record
CCGCCGGCAGCAUGGCGCGGUCCGCCGCGCUCGCCGCCUGCCUGGAGGCCGUGCUGGGCAGCCGCAGCAAUGCCAACCGCGUCUUCGAGAUCCUGGAGCUGCUGGCGGGCCAGGAGGAGGAGGAGGACAUCCUGUGCGCCGGCAGGACCUGCAGCCGGCUCUUCGGGGCGCUGCUGGAGCGCAGGGAGCUGUUCGUGGGCCCGCUGCCCGCCGAGGAGGCUUCUCUGGCCGGUAACUACAGCGCUGAGGACAAGUACAAGAUAUGGAUGAGGCACCGCUACAAGGAGUGCGUGGAUUGCUUGGCGGAGCUGAUGGGGCACGAUGCCUUCCAGGUCAAGGAAUUGUCACUCUGCACCCUUAUGAAGUUUGUUGAGUUGGAGGCACGAUACCCACUGAUCAAAGUAGAGUGGAAGGGGAGUUUAACUUUUCCUCGUGACCUUCUUAAGGUAGUUGUUGAUGGCUUACUGCCCUUAGAUGAGGACGCUUCACUGCUCAUCUCUCGCUUUCAAGAAUACAUGGAGUAUGAUGACAUUCGGUACUUUGUCAUAAAGGCAGUCACCGAGAGUAUUGGACAAGUCAUGCAGAAGACAAAAGAGAGGCCGCUGCCAUUUUACCAGCAGAAUGUAUUUUCCCUCAUUUCACCCAUUAACAUGCCGAACAAAGAGUGUGACAUGGUCAAGUUUAUGGUGAAGCAAGAAAACUGGGAGGAAUUGAAAGUGUCAAAGCUGCAGGCACACAAGCAGGCCUUUGAAAAAAUGUGGCUCAGUUUCUUGAAGCACAAGCUACCCGCUGGCCUCUACAAAAAAGUUCUUGUUAUUCUGCAUGACUCCAUCCUGCCUUACAUGAAUGAACCCACUCUCAUGAUAGAUUUCUUAACACUGGCCUAUGGCAUAGGUGGAGCAAUUAGUCUUUUAGCCUUAAAUGGAUUAUUUAUUCUGAUUCAUCAGCAUAAUCUGGAAUAUCCUGACUUCUACAAAAAGCUGUACAGUCUUUUAGACCCUUCUGUGUAUCACGUGAAGUACCGAGCCCGCUUCUUCCAUUUGCUUGACCUGUUUUUAUCUUCAUCUCACCUGCCAGCGUACCUGGUGGCAGCGUUUAUAAAGCGCCUCUCCCGGCUGGCCCUCACUGCUCCUCCUGAGGCUCUGCUCAUGGUCAUUCCCUUCAUCUGUAACCUCUUUCGGAGGCACCCCUCAUGCAAAGUGCUAGUACACAGACCUAAUGGGCCAGAAGAUAUUUCAGAAGAUCCAUAUAUUAUGGAGGAGGAGGAGCCAUCCAAAAGCAGGGCUUUGGAAAGCUCUCUCUGGGAGAUUCAGACCCUACAAAGCCAUUAUCACCCAGAGGUGGCCAAGGCAGCUGCUAUCCUGAACCAGUCACUGUCUGAAAUAGAGGAUGACAUAUCAGGACUCCUGGAGCUCUCAGCUUAUGAGCUUUUUGAUAAAGAAGUAAAGAAAAAGGCGACUGAUGUGCCCCUGGAGUUUGAGCAAGUACGAGGCUUGUUUGGGAAGAAGAAUGAUAUUUUUGCAGAGCACUUUUCUUUAGAUUGAUGCGAUCUCUUACAAACACAUCUGCACAGCUGACGGAUCGUAGGGACAUGCACAAAGCUCACAUUGUGCGCAGCAAUUCUGCCUUUGAAGUAUUUCCAUGUGAGGAGAGCUGGACUGCUUGAGAAAGGUGCAACCUCCUUCAGAGACCUUUGCCACUACCCAUGGAUGGACUUCCCUUUGUUUCACAUGCUUUUGUACUGCCACCUGAUACUUGGAUUUCAACUCAGAGCAAGGUUUUCUGGACUUGUCCAUUGCUGGGAUUCCAGCCCUUUACUCCAGAGCUGCUGGUGCUGGCUGUGGUCAGUGACUGCGCCAACAGACCAUCUUGCUGCCAUUUGAUGGGACUGAGGGUAUUUGAGGUCUCUGACUGCUCCUUUUACUUUUCAGAUGUGUUAUUUUUAUACUAGCGCUGACAACCUGUUUGUAGCAAGAGACUUCAACAUACAGCUGUAAACACAGUAUGUUUUUUAUAUACACUUUAAAACUCAUGUAUUCAGAGAAAUAUUUAGUUUCCUCUGUACUCGUCCAAACACUCCCAUGUUUGAGGCACUGAAAGCUCUGGUUUGUCAAAAACAACUCAUGGAUGAUGAUCAGUAAUUCCAACUGGAGUGUUGCUGAUGUUCUUUCGUGUACAUCCAUCUCAUGCUGUAAAGUUGCUUAGUUCAAAAUGCUCAUGAGCUUUGGAAAUCCUGGUGCCUCCUGUAGCGGGGAGACCAACUGAUGUGCACUGGGAGGUGUGUCUAAUCCUAGAUUUUUGCUUUGGAUUGAUAAGCAGCUUGAUGUAGUUUUGCUUGCAGCCUGCAAGUGUUGUAGGAGCUCCUGCCAGUGUGUAUCCAGGUGCUAAUGAAGUUUUAACAAGUCCAUUGAUAGUAGGUGCUUUUGUUAAUUUGGUUUUCUCAUAUGGUUCCAUAAGUCAUGCAGAAACUCUUUCUGAUAGCGUUUUUGGUUUUGGUUUUUCCCCAAGGUUUUAAGUUUGAGCAGAUAAACUCAGGGUUUUGGUUUUUUGGUUUUUUUUGUCUACUUAUUUUCAACAAUGUUCUCUUGUUAGGCUUUAACUCUGCAUAUUUUGAAAUCAUAUUUUGUGGAGGAGAAAAACACAGUCAAGAAAGCAGAGGCCAAGAAAUCUAAUCUAAGUCUGUUUAAGUCAAGGAGAGCUGCAGCUGUCCUGGAGAUACCAAGUGUUAUGUUUUCUUCAUCCAGUUUUCUUCAUGCGUUCCAGACAGUGGACAUGUCCUCAGAGUAUAGAGCUUGCAGCCCUGUCUCCUCCCUGGCCAGCCUGCUUUUCUUUUUCCUUUGACUUCUGGUUUUUGUGGUAAGAAGGCAGAAUGGCUGACAUGGUAACUUACAACUUGAGAGUCCUCUGUUCAGGUUCACCCAAGCCUUGUGUUUCAGCUCUAAAAUGUAUCAUCUCCCUAUGUCAUAUGUAUGUUGUAUCUAUGUGUUUGGUAAACAUUUUGAAGUGCUCUGAUGCUAUAAUAAUGAGGACCACCAGGCUGCUUUUGAAAGAAGUGUGUAAGUGUAUCAUCUUUCAGAUGAAAUGAAUGAAUAUAUUGAAUAUUGAAAAGAAUGAGCAUAUAUUUUGAA